Molecule: messenger RNA, 5301 nt
Organism: Cinara cedri
Lineage: Eukaryota; Metazoa; Arthropoda; Insecta; Hemiptera; Aphididae
Source: the annotation of a GenBank genome assembly
AAAUAAAACGUUUUUAUUCCAUGAAUUGUUCUUCCAAGAUAUUAUAGGUUAAAAUUGAUUCUAGCUCUCCGUCUCUCGUGUAAACACAAAAAUUGUAUGAACGCAAUCCUCUCAUUCGUCUCCGGCACUUUGUAAAUCGAAAACAAUCAAGAUGGUGAGUUUUUAUCCGGUUUAAUCCCGUUUGUUUUUAAUAAUUGUUUUAAAAUUGUUUAAAUAAUAUUAACCAUAGUUGAUUGUUACACGAAAUAUAUAUCAACAUUUUAUUUUAAUUUAUUAUUUUUUUUUCUGGGUAGACAAAAGUCAAGUGCUCAGACUUGCGUCUCAAAGACAAGGAUUCAUUGUUAAAACAACUCGAGGAGUUAAAGCAGGAAUUGGCCAACUUAAGAGUUUCCAAAGUUACUGGAGGAACAGCAUCUAAAUUAUCUCGCAUGUAAGCUUACUAUUUUAUACUUUAAUGUUGCAUUCAAAUAUGUAGUGUUCAUAAUAAAACCCUCAAUGACAAUAUGCAAAUUGCAUGGUAAAUGUAACAAAUUCAUUCUUUAUUUGCUAUUAAUUGUUAAGUUCUUAAGGCUGAAAUGAAAAAUUACACUUAAUGAAAUAUCUCAAAUAUAUUUCUAAUAAACGUUUAAUGGUAUUAAGUAUAAUAUUAAUCAUUUCCAUUUCUAUAUAAGUAAUUUAAAACAUUUCAUACAUCUGUCCAAAAAAUAUUCUACCUUUAUGAAUCAAUUUUUAUACAACAGGCUGUCUACUGUAUUAUAUAAAUCUGUAUACUGCAUAAAUAUCUCUAUAUGUAUGUAGGUUUUCUGAUUAAAUAUUAAUUUCAGUUAAGUAUUUGAAAGUAUAAAUAUAAUGGACAUCAUGCACUAUCAUAGAUAUUUAUUAGUGAUUGGAACAAUUGAGAGAAAAUAAUCAAGUAACUUGAUUAUUUGAAUUUUUCGACUAUCAUUAAUUGCUAUUUUAUAUUAACUAGUUUCAGUAGUUGAUAGUUACUUGGAGAAUUAUCAGUAAUCAUUCUUAUUUCUUUUUACUAUUCUACUAAUGACUAAUAUUGCCUAUUAUAUUACUAUCUGAUCACCGCGAAUGAUGCAGGUGUAUGAAAACAUUCAAUACAGUGACAUAGCUAUCUGCACGAUAAGGAUAUUCUUAUCUCGUGCAAAGUAUAUACAAUAUUUUAUGAAUCUAAAUAAAAAUAACCUAAAUAUUCUGUUAGUUUAAUCAUUCUAGUCUUAAAAUCAAAUAAAUGGUUGCUAAUUUCUAUUGUUUCUAUUCUAAUUUUGAUCACACACAUAUUUCAUAAUAUAAUAUUUAACUUUAAUGUAAUAGGUACAUAUUAUUUGUAUCAUUCAUUUCAUUCAUUGAAAUCAUCCACGUAUAAAACAUGACAUAUCGUAAAUCAUUGUAAUGAUAAUUUUUAUCCAUAUUACAACAAAAAGGAAAUAAUGAAAUCUUUGGUGCCAUGCAUUUUCCCUAUUUACAUACUUCCCCAAAACCGCUUGGAAAAUUAAAAAUAGCCUUUUUUAAGUACCAUAUGAUUCCAAAAUGCAAUGUUUUUUUGUCCAUUUCUGGUAGACAUUUUUGUAAUAUUGAGCUAUGCUCAGAAUCUGAAAUAGUAUGAAUUAUAUAUUCAGUGAUUGUUAUUUACUCAAUUAAGUACAUUAAGUAAAUCACUUAAUUAAUUUAAUUUAGUGGUUCAUUUAUUAAUUACUAAUUAUUCAAUUAUUCCCAUCACUAAUAUUUAUAAUACUUGAAUAGACUCGCUUUCUUAAUCAAUUAUUCUCAAAUCAACAGUCGUGCAAAAAAAUGAAGACACUAGUAUUCAAAUAAAUAACUAUAUUAGUGUGUUAAAGUAAAAAUAAUUAUUAUUUGUAUGUGCAUACAUUAUGCUAACUGUUACGUAAAACUUCAUUCGUGUAGCACAGGGUUGUUAAAAAAAAAAAAAAAUGGUAUUUUAUUUAUUUAAUACUAAUAGCACCAAAAGAUAUUAUUUACAGACAUUUAUUUUAUAAACAUGUGUAUACUCUGGCCCUCGAGUGAAUAGCUAGAAAAUUGUGUUUAUCGUUGCGAAUUGGUUCAUUUUGGCUUAUGAUGGAAGAAAAUGAGUCACGCUCAUGAACAGGAUGUGCAAGUUACAGUUAUUCCCUUGUUGGUCAGAGUACCUAUAAUAAUUAGAACAUUUUACUGAACUAAUAUGUAGAUAAUGUUUAGUUUGACACCACUAACUAAUUAUGACUUUUAUAGUUAUAAGUAUAACUAGAAGUCGCAAUCCAGUCAUAUGUCUGAUGCUAAGUGGGUAAUGAACACGUUUUGGUAUUUUACAUUUUUUAUAAAAAUUGAACUAUCAUUUUUCUCCAUUUCUUAAUACUUAGUUGAUUAAUUUCUUAGAUAUUAUAAUAAUACUAAUUUUUAGCUUGAAUCUAAUUGUAGUUGAAACUAGUAGUAGAAAGAUUAAAAAUGUUAACUGAAUAAUAUUUUGGUUAUCAUUGUGAUAUUUGAUAGUCUAAUUGCUACCUUAAAUGUGACAAUUUCUUUGACAGUGUGUCCAAUAUCUUAUACAAUUUUUUGAAAAUGAAGCGAAUAAUUCUGUUUUAAAUGGCCAAAAAAACCAUAUUUGAAACAAAUUCUAUUGAACACUUCCAAUCUUGAUGUGAAAUUUGAUAAUGUUUUGAAAACUUAACAAUAACAAAUAAAGAAUGCAUAGGUACUUUUAAAAAUAUACAAUAUAAUUUUUGAAAUAACUAACAAAAUUGUGUUGACACAAUAUUAUACUUAUGGACAAGAUGAUUUAUUUAGGUAGGUACGCUCAUUAUCUUGAAAAGUACUAAUUUUGUUUUUCAAUUUUACAUCUAUAUUAUUUUUGGGGGUAAAAUCACUACUUACUUUUUAUUUUUAAAUAACAACCUAUAUUAAAAAUGUCAUAAAUAGAUGUUUAAUAAUUAAAAUAAAUAUUAGUUUUGAAAUAUUUGAUUUUCGUCAAUCCGUUGGCGAGAUAGAUGUUCUACUUUUAAGUUUAGGUAGAGGGAGAGUAGUAGUGCAUUGUAACAUGCUUCAUGCCACAUAAAAUGAUAUUCCACUAUUCUCCUCCCAACAAAUACAUAAAAGUAGAAUAUCUCGUCAACAGAUUGUCCGAAAUGAAAAUUGUCAACACAAAAAUUUUAUUUUAAAUAAUACAUCAUCUAUUUUUAGUAUAGGUUGCUAUUUGAAAAUUUAAAGUAAGUAAUGUUUUUACUCAAACAUAAGGAUGGCCAAAAAAUACAUAUAGACUUGCUUGUUUCUUAAAUGUCUUAUAAACAAAUGUAAUACUUUCCAAGGUAAUAAGUAUACCCACUUAAUAAAUGGAUCACUGUAUAGAUUCAUAGUAAAACACUGCAAUGUAAAUAAAUAUUCUGACCUAUAGGUGGUAUUGUUUUAUAAUCUUUUGAGGUAAAACUUAGAUAAUACAAUUUAAAACAACAUAUUUUAUUUUAUAGCCGUGUUGUCCGUAAAGCAAUUCUCCGUUGUUAUGUUGUUAUUCAUCAAAAACAGAAAGACGCAUUGAGAAAAAUUUUUAAGGUAUGUUAAAUUACACAAUUAUUAUUGUAAUUUCUUUAUAAAAAAUAAUUAAAAUUUUUGUAUUUGAUGUCAAAAAUGAUUGCUAUGAAAAUAUUGAACUAGUGCAGGUCUAAUGCACAUUAAUUGGCUAUAAAUCAAAAACUAUUAAAUCAUUAAAACUACAUAUAAACGCUUUAUACUUACUUUUUUACUCAGACUUUGCUAAUCUUGAAUUCUCUUCUAAAUUAAAUAACAUAUUAUAAUUAAAACUUUUAGGUAAUAUUAUGGGCAAUUAUUAUUAUGCUAUGCUAAAUUUUAACUGUCAGUUAAAUUAAUGUAUAGAAAUGUGUACCUCACAAAGACCUAAAUGUGCAAGUUAAUUAAUCAUCUUAACAUUUAUUAUUAUAUCACUUUAUCAAGGUUACUCCAACUUUUUCCUGUGUAAAAUAAUUUCAAAUGAUGUAAUAAAGUCUUUUUUAACGAUUUUCAUUAUUUCUAACAAUAUUAAUAAUAUUAACUAUUAUCAUAAAAACUAAACUGUUCUAACUAAGUUAGUCAUAGGCUUGACACGUUUUCCUCUUAAGACUUAAUUGAAGAAGAACCGGUAUCUAGUUGAUUAUUGUAUAUAGUUACCUUUUUCCUGAAGCACAAGCAAGACUUACAUGCUUCAGCAAUAACUUCAUGAGGCAGAAAAAAUGACAAAGUUCUAGCUGAACUUAAUCACCUGCCGUUCUUUUGAAAUAAUUAUUAACAUGAAAUAUUAUUUUCUUCAUUUUAAAAUGUGUCUUUUUAAAAAUAUUAAAAAAAACUAUUGAAGUAAUUAUAAGAGUACUAUAAACAUUCAAACUUAAAAAGCUUGCACUACACAAACCAACAAUAAGCAUAUUUUGCAAAAUAGGAUUUACAAAAAAAUUAAUUUAAUUAUUUUUUAAUAAAACUAUAUAUCCUAAGUAUAUUAAUGUUAGUUUAUUUCUUAUACAAUAAUUAUGUAUGUGUGGUAAAAAAGGAGUUGGAAUUUUAAUAAAUCACUUGUUCAUUAAAAUUUUUCCUGAAUUUAAUUUAUUUGUUCUUUUUAUUAGAAUUUUAUUUUAAAAAUCCAAAACUAAAGUACUUAAAAUAGAUUUAUUAGUUUUAGUAUUUUUACCAAGAACUAAAACUGUUACUUUAUUUUAUUUUAGUCUACUUUUAGACCUUUUGUAUACAUCUGAAAUUUAGUUAUAUUUAUAAAUACUUAACAACUAAAAUAAAAUAAAUUUAAGAAACAUUGUUGUUGGAUUUCCUCCUAUGCCAAGACUUGGGCCUUAACUUGGGGCGUGUGUUUCCCUAGACAGGCAUGGACAUUUUUAAAACCCCCACGUAACACAUACAUAUUUUAUAUUGAUGAACUAAUCUCAUGGAAUAGUUAUAGUUUAAAAGGUAGCCUAAAUCUCAACCUUUAUCAUAGACCAUUGCUGUAGGUAAGAUUUUUAGCGUUUUAACUAAUUUGAAUAUUAACAUUAUGUAUAAUAAAUAUAUAUAAUAAUUUUUCUAAUUACUUUUUUUUCCUUUUAGGGUCGUAAGUACAAGCCUUUGGAUUUGAGGCCAAAACUUACUCGGGCCAAAAGACGUGCAUUAACAAAAAAGGAACUUAGUAUUAAGACCGUGAAAGAAAUUAAGAAAAAGAACAAGUUCCCCCCUAGGAUGUAUGCUGUAAAAGCUUAAGUUCUGUUUUAUUGACUUUAAAUAUUAAUUAAAAAUAAAAAUAAUAAAAUUCUUGUUUGUAUUUAUUUAUAC